CCGAUCCAACGGAAAAUUUAUUUGACAACACCGAAGCUAAAACCACUUCAAAACCCCAGCGGAUCAAAGCAAAAGACUGAGAAUGGUGACUUUAAUAAGGAGACGUUUUUUUGGCACCAAAAUAUCCCCAAACAGCCAUCGGCAUAAGCUCCAAUGGAGCGUAAAGCAGGUUACCAAAUCCAACUUCAGUGAUUCACUCCAGGAGUUCAAGUCCCACCUUUCCGCUUCCGACUUCGUCGCGGUUUCGCUCCAGAACACCGGUUCUUUCUCCGCUCCUUGGAACCGAGUCUCCUCCUUCGACUCGCCGGAAACCGCUUACCUCAAGGUCCGUCGCGCCGCCGAACGCUUCCAGCUCCUCCAGUUCGCCAUCUGCCCCUUUACCAUAUCUGGCUACAAAGUCACUGCCCACCCGUAUAAUUUCCAUUUGUUCCCAAGGGAUGAAUUAAACACUGGGAUGCCUUCUUACAGUUUUUCAUGCCAAACUUCUUAUUUGACAGCUAUGGCUCGACAAGGUUUCGAUUUUAAUGCUUGCAUAUAUGAUGGUAUAUCGUACUUAUCGAGAGCACAAGAGUUGGCAGCAAAAGUUCGAAUGGCCAAUCCAAUUAAUUUAAAUCAUGUUGUGGAAGCUUCUUCUUCCCCUCCGACUGUUGCUGAUACAGUAUUUGUAGAAAGGGUUAAAUCUCGUAUUAAGCAUUGGAAAAAGUCCUGCACCGACUCCACAAGCAAAAAGAUAGAUGAUGCUCUUGUAAAAUCACUGCAAAAACUUGUCUUAGGGGGUGAACAGUAUGGUUCUAGACCAUGCAUGACAAUAGACGUAUGCAGUGAACGUCAAGUUCAACUUGUAUUAGAGAUGUUGAGAGAGUUCUUUGAUGAUCUUGUUGCUUUAAAAAUCCCAACAAAGGGUGGAGGAACCCAGGCAGUUCGUGUUGUUUUAACAAGUUCAAAAGAAGACAAGAGUCUUCUUGAGAGGGAGCUUCAGAAUGCUGAAGAGGAACAAAACAAGAAAAUGAGGGGCUUUCGAGAGGUGAUCGAAUUGGUAUCUGCUUCACAGAAACCUGUUGUCUCCCACAAUACCCUUAAUGAUUUCUCUGUUAUUCAUUCAAAAUUCAUAGCUCCACUUCCUCUCGAUGUGAAUGAGUUCCUUAACUCUUUACAAUCCAUUUUUCCCCAUAUAUUUGAUGUUAACCAUAUGAUGAAGGGAAUUGGUCCUCUAGAAAAUGUGACCAGCAUACCUGCAGCUGUAUCUUACCUCAAGAAUCGUUUCUUUGCGCCCAUUGAAAUGGAACUUUCCCAUGGAGCUUUGUUAGAUGAAAGCAAGAUUCAUGGGCGAACUGUUGUAAGAAUAUGUUAUUUAUUUGCAAAAUUGUGCUCUGUACUGAAGAUCACCCCCGGUUCUAUCCAGUCUAGUGAUGGAAAAGUCCUUGAUGGGUAUGCAAAUGCCUUCAGAUCAUGUUCUGGAAAUUCCGAAGAAUCACUUGACGGGGGUAUCAGAAUUUGGACAAAUAGCCCAAGAAAAGUAGAUUGCAAGGAUUUAGUUUUCUUGUGGGGAUUCAGGAACAGGCUGUCUGCUGGAAUGCUUAAGAGCCUGCUUCAAGGGUCCCAUGAUGUUUUCUCUGAAGAAUUUGAUGUCUGUUUAGUUGAUAAGAGCUGUGCCAUUCUGGUUUUCUUUCAUCCUAAUUUAUCUCAAGCUUUCCUGGAUGUAAUGAAUAGUGAAGAAAUCAGUGGAUCAUUGAGCGAAUUGGUCUCAGAAGGCUUAAGGGCAGCAGAUUAUGAUACAUACAAGAGGGCCUGUAGUUUGGGUUUAUGGGAGACAGAUUUAGCAAGUUCCUUAGACAAAGCCUCUGCAACUCCUGAUCGCUUAUCUCAAAGUGAUCCGGAAACAAAGCCAGCCGAGAUUUACUGGUGCAAUGACUUAAUUAUUAACUUGGACGACUUAUAAGGUACUGACAUUUUCAUUUCUCAGGGAUAUUAUCUGUAUUUGCAACAGCUGAGCAGUGGCUUAGAGUUGAUAUUAGUGUUGGUACUAGUCUGAUACCAAUCUUUAAGCUGUGAUCAUUCAUCGCUCGGAAAAUGUUCUUAUAGACCAAUCACCUGGAUUGCAGCAGCAUAUAUCAAGCCGGAUUGACCAAUAUUUGGUUUCAUUUAGUAUUGUUUUCCUUGUACCUCUGCUAAUACUGUGCUAACCUUAUGCACAUUUGAUUUGAGUAAUCAUCAUUUGUCAUGUGUUGAAAACUUAUAAGAUUUUGGAAGGCUUUGAUAAGAAGGAUAUAUGUAAGAGAGGUCGGAAAAACUUCUUGACAGAAGUUCCCAAGUUCCAUGUUGGGAGGAAAGUUUGCUUAUACAAUGACUAUAUAUGUCAUUCAUCAAUAAUUAGUGAGAUAAUAGUUUCAAAUAUAUAUAUAUAUUUGGCUCUA
Messenger RNA from Gossypium raimondii (Peruvian cotton), 2414 nucleotides. RefSeq names its product poly(A)-specific ribonuclease PARN-like. The record is from RefSeq and is a predicted model, not a curated record. NCBI's taxonomy places the organism in Eukaryota, Viridiplantae, Streptophyta, Magnoliopsida, Malvales, Malvaceae. Gene Ontology annotation, molecular function: 3'-5'-RNA exonuclease activity; RNA binding. The coding region runs from base 83 to 1939 and encodes 618 amino acids. Gene Ontology annotation, cellular component: cytoplasm. The transcript is spliced from 8 exons.